AUGAAUCGAUUUUAGAAAUGGGAAUUGUGUUUAGGGUACUGAAUAAUAAAUGAUAAUUUAUUUAGUAUAUAUGAGAAUAGAGCAGAUAUCAAUUUAUAAAGAUAAAAGAAAUUUGAUGAGUAUUGUAAAUUGAAAAUGAAUGCAAAAACGACAGAUGAUGAUAAAAAUGAGAUUAUGAAAGAUAUUAAUAGAACUUAUUAAGAAAUGGGAUUGUUUCACUUAGAAUCAAAUAAAAACAUAAUGUGCAAUGUGUUAUUAUUAUGGUGUAGUCAUAGUUUAUCUUAUCGACAAGGUAUAUAUAAGCAUUUAAAUAAAUAGGUAUGAAUGAGAUAGUAGGUGUAAUAUUUUAUACAUAUGUUUAAUCUUUUUAAGAUUCUCAAGAAUAGAAUUCAACUAAAAUAGAGAAUGAUAUUUAUUGGGUUUUUAAGACAAUAAUGGAUGAUGGAGAUCAUAAAUAAAAUUUUAAUUAUUCAUCUCAUAUGCCAAUAGAUAGAAUACCACUUAUUAGAUAUAUAAAAGAUCUUACAAUGGAUAAACUUAAAUAUAUUGAUGAACAAUUAUUUUAAAUUUUUGAAUAGAAUCAAAUAAGCACAGAAAUAUUUUUAAUGAAAUGGAUUAAAGUAAGAUAUUCAUAAUAUACAUGUGUUUACUAGCCAGAGAAUAUGAGAUUGAAUAAAUAUAAGUAAUUUGGGAUAAGAUGUUUGAGAAGUUCUAGACAUCAAAAAUGAAAUUUUUAGAUGCUAUGAUAAUAACAAUGAUGAUUUAAUUGAAACCAUAAUGUAAAAAUUAUAUUAUUAAAAUAAUAGUACUUAAGAUUGAAUAUAUUAAUAAUUUUGAAGUGUUAUUGUUAUUUUAAAAUUAUCCAGCAAAAGAUAAUUACUUAUAAAUGAUAGGAUAAGCAGAGAAAAUUGAAAGUAAAUAAGAAUUAAUCAUUUAGAAUAAUUAAGAUCAUUAGAAGGAAUAUCAUGGUUAGAGAUUAUUAAGAGAUUUAAUUUAGGUUACUCUUUAUCUUUGUAUUUUCAGAAAAAUUGA
Messenger RNA from Paramecium pentaurelia, 1032 nucleotides. NCBI's taxonomy places the organism in Eukaryota, Ciliophora, Oligohymenophorea, Peniculida, Parameciidae. The record is from the annotation of a GenBank genome assembly.